Trichechus manatus latirostris (Florida manatee) is the source of this 1892-nucleotide messenger RNA. It is a transcript of the gene CPNE2, whose product is annotated as copine 2. The coding region runs from base 33 to 1892 and encodes 619 amino acids. Gene Ontology annotation, cellular component: plasma membrane. The transcript has 14 exons. Gene Ontology annotation, biological process: cellular response to calcium ion. The record is from RefSeq and is a predicted model, not a curated record. Lineage: Eukaryota; Metazoa; Chordata; Mammalia; Sirenia; Trichechidae. Gene Ontology annotation, molecular function: calcium-dependent phospholipid binding.
AAUUGCUGCUCCCGCCACCGACACCGCCCCCCAUGGCCUACAUACCAGGUGGGGGUGCCCCAGCAGCGGGGGUGGCCCCUGUGGGCACCCAGUAUUGCGUGUGCAAGGUGGAACUGUCAGUGAGUGGCCAGAACCUGCUGGACCGGGAUGUCACCUCCAAGUCUGACCCCUUCUGUGUCCUCUUUACGGAGAAUGAUGGCAGGUGGAUGGAGUACGACAGGACAGAAACGGCAGUCAACAACCUCAACCCCGCGUUCUCCAAGAAGUUCGUCCUCGACUACCACUUUGAGGAGGUGCAGAAGCUCAAGUUUGCCCUAUUUGACCAGGACAAGUCCAGCAUGCAGCUGGAUGAGCAUGACUUCCUGGGCCAGUUCUCCUGCAGCCUGGGCACGAUCGUCUCCAGCAAGAAGAUGACUCGGCCUCUGCUGCUGCUGAAUGACAAGCCUGCAGGGAAGGGCUUGAUUACGAUUGCUGCCCAGGAGCUGUCAGACAACCGGGUCAUCACACUGAGUCUGGCGGGCAGGAAGCUGGACAAGAAGGACCUCUUUGGGAAAUCGGACCCAUUUCUUGAGUUUUAUAAGCCAGGAAAUGAUGGCAAGUGGAUGCUGGUCCACAGGACUGAGGUGAUCAAGUACACGCUGGACCCUGUGUGGAAACCCUUCGCUGUGCCAUUGGUGUCCCUGUGUGAUGGGGACAUGGAGAAGCCCAUCCAGGUCAUGUGCUACGACUAUGACAACGAUGGGGGCCACGACUUCAUUGGCGAGUUCCAGACCUCAGUGUCACAGAUGUGCGGGGCUCAUGAUGGCGUCCCGCUGGAGUUCGAGUGCAUCAACCCCAAGAAGCAGAGGAAGAAGAAGAACUAUAAAAAUUCGGGCAUCAUUAUCCUGCGUUCCUGCAAGAUAAACCGGGACUACUCCUUCCUGGACUACAUCUUGGGAGGCUGCCAGCUCAUGUUUACCGUUGGGAUAGACUUCACAGCCUCCAAUGGGAACCCCCUUGACCCUUCCUCUUUGCAUUAUAUCAACCCCAUGGGUACCAAUGAGUACUUGUCAGCCAUCUGGGCUGUCGGACAGAUCAUUCAGGACUACGACAGGGUACUCCAGAUCAGUGGGCAGAACACCCAGGAAGCCAGCACAUCGGGAGGAAGAAGCAGAGUCCCACACUCCCAGACGCACUGGUCUAGCGGACCUGCUUUUAGCCCCUGCAAGGUGUCUCAGGUCACACUGGGUGCAGCAGAGAAGGGGAGGCUGGUAUCUGGCGGCCAGGAUGCAUCCUCCUUCACCAGCGAUGGCACCCAGGGAGGGAGGAAGAGGCAGUGUGUGCUCUGGGCUGUGACCAGGGCAGUGUUCCGGUGGAUGCAAGGCCUGCAAGGGCAGAGGACCCAGGGAGCAGGCUGCCCAGGGAGGUGGCUAAGAUUUGGCUGUAGAUGGGGAAGAAGCACCACCUUCCAGGGGAUUAGAGACGUUUUAGAGGGAUGGGGGAGAGAGGGAAAGGGUACCAGGGGCCUCAGGGCCCUGCUGAGUGCCCACUUGACCCGCUCCCUGCAGCAAUACUUCAUCCUCCUCAUCAUCACGGACGGUGUCAUUAGCGACAUGGAGGAGACUCGGCACGCCGUGGUGCAGGCUUCCAAGCUGCCAAUGUCCAUCAUCAUUGUGGGUGUGGGCAACGCUGACUUCACAGCCAUGGAGUUCCUGGACGGGGACAGCCGCAUGCUGCGCUCCCACACGGGUGAGGAGGCAGCCCGCGAUAUUGUGCAGUUUGUGCCCUUUCGAGAGUUCCGCAACGCGGCAAAAGAGACGUUGGCCAAAGCCGUGCUGGCGGAGCUGCCCCAACAAGUUGUGCAGUAUUUCAAGCAUAAAAACCUGCCCCCCACCAACUCAGAGCUCGCCUGA